Messenger RNA from Marmota flaviventris (yellow-bellied marmot), 4214 nucleotides. Lineage: Eukaryota; Metazoa; Chordata; Mammalia; Rodentia; Sciuridae. The record is from RefSeq and is a predicted model, not a curated record.
CUGGCAUCAGACCGUCUACCCAAAGGAGCGACGGAUCGGGGUAGCAUUUUAGCUUUCUAUCUCAGGGAUCUGACAGCGAAAGCUUCUAAGGCGUCACGUGGCAGCGUGGAGCCCUCCUCCCGGUGACGUCACGGCGCUCACAGCCGUCGCGCUGAAGAAAGGAUGCUCUAGGAUGCUGUCCAGGUGGGCGGCCGCGCUGCGCGAUGCGGCACUGCAGGUGUAACUUAGCAUGGUCCAUGCAGGAGCGAUGAGUGGCUCUGGAAACCUGAUGGAUUUCCUUGACGAGCCAUUCCCUGAUGUGGGGACUUAUGAGGACUUCCACACCAUUGACUGGCUGAGGGAGAAGUCACGGGACACUGACAGACACAGAAAGAUAACGAGCAAAAGCAAGGAGUCCAUAUGGGAGUUCAUCAAGAGUUUGCUGGAUGCAUGGUCAGGAUGGGUGGUGAUGCUGCUCAUUGGUCUGCUGGCAGGCACUUUGGCUGGGGUCAUCGAUCUUGCAGUCGACUGGAUGACGGACCUGAAGGAAGGAGUCUGCCUGUCUGCCUUCUGGUACAGCCAUGAGCAGUGCUGCUGGACAUCCAAUGAAACUACUUUUGAGGACAGGGACAAGUGCCCCCUGUGGCAGAAGUGGUCAGAGUUGUUGGUGAAUCAGUCAGAGGGUGCCAGCGCUUACAUUUUGAACUACUUAAUGUACAUUCUGUGGGCAUUGCUGUUUGCAUUUUUGGCAGUCUCCCUGGUGCGUGUAUUUGCGCCAUAUGCCUGUGGUUCUGGUAUACCAGAGAUAAAGACCAUUUUGAGUGGCUUUAUCAUCAGGGGCUACUUGGGGAAGUGGACCCUGCUAAUCAAGACAGUUACCCUGGUGCUGGUUGUAUCAUCUGGCCUGAGCCUUGGGAAAGAAGGGCCACUGGUACAUGUGGCUUGUUGCUGUGGCAACUUCUUCAGUAGCCUGUUCUCCAAGUACAGCAAAAAUGAGGGCAAAAGGCGUGAGGUGCUUUCAGCUGCUGCUGCUGCUGGAGUGUCUGUGGCCUUUGGUGCUCCCAUCGGAGGUGUGCUGUUCAGUCUAGAGGAGGUCAGUUACUAUUUUCCUUUGAAGACCCUGUGGAGGUCAUUUUUUGCAGCCUUGGUGGCAGCCUUCACACUGCGAUCCAUCAACCCGUUUGGAAAUAGCCGCCUUGUUCUCUUUUACGUGGAAUACCACACACCUUGGAGGCGCAAGACCACCAGGCUGGGGAAGUACCCGGUACUGGAGGUCAUCGUGGUGACAGCUAUCACUGCCAUCAUUGCCUACCCCAACCCCUACACGCGCCAGAGCACCAGUGAGCUAAUUUCUGAGCUGUUCAAUGACUGUGGGGCCCUUGAGUCCUCCCAGCUCUGCGACUACAUCAAUGACCCCAACAUGACUCGGCCUGUGGAUGACAUUCCAGACCGGCCAGCCGGGGUUGGGGUUUACACAGCCAUGUGGCAGCUGGCCCUGGCACUGAUCUUCAAAAUCGUCAUUACAAUAUUUACCUUUGGCAUGAAGAUCCCCUCAGGCCUCUUUAUCCCCAGCAUGGCUGUGGGAGCCAUGGCAGGCAGGAUGGUGGGAAUUGGUGUGGAGCAGCUGGCCUACCAUCACCAUGAUUGGAUAAUCUUCAGGAACUGGUGCAGACCUGGGGCAGACUGUGUCACACCAGGACUUUAUGCAAUGGUGGGAGCUGCUGCCUGCCUAGGUGGAGUUACCAGGAUGACAGUGUCACUGGUGGUCAUCAUGUUUGAAUUAACUGGUGGUCUAGAGUACAUCGUGCCCUUGAUGGCAGCAGCUGUGACCAGCAAGUGGGUGGCCGAUGCUUUUGGGAAAGAAGGCAUCUAUGAGGCCCACAUCCACCUGAAUGGGUACCCAUUUCUUGACGUGAAGGAUGAGUUCACCCACCGCACCCUGGCCACUGACGUGAUGCGGCCCCGGCGGGGAGAGCCACCACUGUCGGUGCUCACCCAGGACAGCAUGACCGUGGAGGAUGUGGAGACACUGAUUAAGGAGACAGACUACAAUGGCUUCCCAGUGGUGGUCUCCAGAGACUCUGAGCGUCUCAUUGGGUUCGCCCAGAGGAGGGAGCUGAUCCUGGCCAUAAAGAAUGCCAGGCAGAGGCAGGAGGGCAUCGUGAGCAAUUCCAUCAUGUACUUCACGGAGGAGCCCCCUGAGCUGCCAGCCAACAGCCCACACCCCCUGAAGCUGCGUCGCAUCCUGAACCUCAGCCCUUUCACGGUUACAGAUCAUACACCUAUGGAGACAGUGGUGGACAUUUUCCGGAAACUGGGGCUCCGGCAGUGCCUGGUGACUCGGAGUGGGAGACUUCUUGGCAUCAUCACAAAAAAGGAUGUUCUGAGACACAUGGCCCAGAUGGCAAACCAGGACCCCGAAUCUAUCAUGUUUAAUUAGCAACAAGAGAGCAAUUUUGAGAACACACUGAUAAUAUCAUUUUAAAAGAAAUAAACAAAUGAUAUGUUACUAUCCCCAAUGAAAGAUCUUGAAUUAGGGCUAGCAGAAGCAAAAGCUUUGCUUGAAAGGAGGGGAAGAAGGAUGAAACUUUUAUAAAAAACAAUAAAACAACAACAACAAAAAAGCAAAACCACCAAUGAAUAGACAUUUUAUAGCUUUGAGCCCCUUACAAGUUUUGAGCUGUGUUUCUCCAUGGGUGUGCUAACUGCUGUUGGGGCAAGUGGGUGGCAUAAGAACCACGUGCUUCAUAUGAGGAGACAGAACACAAAUGCCAAAUGAAGAAGCUCUGACCCCACUGCUCAAGGCUGAUGUUUGUAACUUCAGAACACAUGUGAAGCUUUGAGUCCAAAAGACAAAGGGGUAUUGGCAUGUCAACAUUCUUAUUUAUUAUGAUUCCUGAUAAUUUGCUGCUAUGUUACUAAAAUCAUACUAAAGACAUUUGCACUUACUUCAUUGGAGGAGAAAAAGAAAUGAAAGUUGAACAGUGAAAGCUGCAAGUGUGCUCCAGUGGGGUCUCCUCAUGACUGGUUUCUUGCUCCUCUUCUCAGCCUGUUAUUUUGCUUAUUUAUCAGUUUCUGAACCAACAUCAGGGGAGCCACGAUGAGUGUGAAGAAACCAUUUCUCUCCACAAUACUGGCACUUUGGGUCUGAAUGAUGAACUGUGGGAGCAUGUAGUGCUCUGUGUAGUUUCCCCUUGUGCAAGCGGACACAUACUUAUUUUGAGGGAACACACACUUGAUUGUUGAUUUGCAUCCCCAUUGCAUUUGCUUCAUUUAUUUAUUGCUGUUGCCUGUGCUUUCUUAAAUAUUGAUCAGUCUAGCACUUUCCAUGUGUCAUGGCCUAUAUGCUCCCAGCUUGUGAUAAGUGUGUUUUAAUUCCCAACUAGCAUAUGCAAGAGUCAAAAUGGGCUACUGAGUAUUACUACUUAUUUUUCCUCUCAGGUCUUUUUGGAUAUGGCUGUGAAGAGGGUGAAGCACACGAGUUCUCAGUGGGAACUCUACCAAAUGGAUUGCAAGAGAACUACUAAAUUGAUUCUAAAUCUAUUCCAUUCUCUGUGGGAUGCAAAGUGUCCAGUUUUAAUGUCUAAGCAUGCACUUUCAUACUAGCAAUCAUAGCACAGAAGGAGAGAGUUAAAUUUUAUAUAGCCAAUUUAAACAUUGGGCAUCUUUGUAUUAGAAUUUAACGACACAUUUAUUCUUUUAGCCAGGAUGUCUGUCUUUUCUGUGAGAAUGAAUUAAGCUAUGUUUUAGGUCCCCACUGUAUGAUCUGUGUAAAAUUUAUCCCACUUGUCCCCUUACUUUUACCUUUUUUCUUCCCUUUUCAUUGAAUCUUUCUCAUCCUUUUCAAUCUCAUUGUCAUUGGAUCUUGAUGUAUGAAGUAUGUGUGCUCUUGACUGCAAAUAACAGUGAAGGACUGAAUAAGAAACCUGGGAGAUACACACCCCAGGAUUGUCUGCAUCAUUUCACCAAGGAUCAAACUCCUUUGGUAGUUUCCACUACCUUAUCCUCUCUCCUUUGGUUUAUUGCCUCAUAGUUGCAAGAUGGUUGCUGAACCAUCAGGUAUCAUGUCUGUUUUCUAAGUGGGAAGAGGGAAGAAGAGGCAAGUAACAAGGUGCAAUGUCUAUAUCCAGAAAGCAAAGCUUUCUGUAACUUGGCUCCCCCUAGUGCAUGAGAGUCUGGGAAGGAAAAUUUUAGCUAGGCACAUUACUCUGUGAAUGAAAUUUAGAGUCUCUCUC